Messenger RNA from Chlamydomonas reinhardtii, 1867 nucleotides. RefSeq lists its product as uncharacterized. Gene Ontology annotation, molecular function: Hsp90 protein binding. The coding region runs from base 131 to 1297 and encodes 388 amino acids. The transcript is spliced from 8 exons. The record is from RefSeq and is a predicted model, not a curated record. Lineage: Eukaryota; Viridiplantae; Chlorophyta; Chlorophyceae; Chlamydomonadales; Chlamydomonadaceae.
CGUCAAUGUCCGCCCAUAAAACAGCAGCUUGGUUCCCCAUAAGUGCUUCCUUCCUUACGUUCAUGCAAAUUGUAUCGCUUGAAAUCGACACAAUAAGCUAGAGCCUCUUAUUUACCUUUUACUGACAGACAUGAGCGAUAGCGACUCCGAAGAUGAGCGUCCAAAGCCCAAACUAAUUGACGACAAUAAAGGGUUGCACCCGCUAUUUUGGGACGCGUUGCCGGAGGACGCCGAGGACGACCCCUUGUACGCGGCGCUUAAAGCCGUCGACGAUGAGUUAUCACCGGAGGAGAAGGCUGAAAGCUUCAAGACGAACGGCAACAACAAGCUGAAGCUCGCGCUCAGCGACAAGGCCGACCAGGCAGCCAAGCGCACGCUCCUGCGCGAGGCCGUGCAGUUCUACUCGAGUGGGCUGGAGCUGGCCGUGCCCAGCGACGCCCUCAACGCCGCGCUGCACUGCAACCGCGCACACGUUCAAAUCAUGUUGGGCAACUUCCGCAAGGCCUACAAUGACGCGCUGGCGGCUCGGAAGCUGCAGCCGGGUAACAUCAAGGCGCUGUUCCGGGCGGCUCGCGCGGCCAGCCGACUGGGCAUGUGGGAGCAGGUUGAGGCGCUGUGCCAGGAGGGGCGGACCGCGGACCCAGCCUCCAAGGAGUUCGAUGGCAUGGCCAAGGAGGCGUCCUCCAAGCUGGCGGAGCGGCGGCAGGUGGAGGAGCGGCUAAGGGCGCAGGCGGAGGCGGAGGCGGCGCCGGCGCGGGCGCUGGUGGACGUGCUGCUGGCGCACGGCUGCAAGAUGACUCGGCCGCAGGUCACCGCCGGCAGCCACAACAAGCCCAGCCUGAGCGCCGACGGCCGCGGCCUGGUGUGGCCGGUGCUGCUGCUGUACCCGGAGUCGGGGCAGCAGGACGUGGUGGAGGCGUGGGCGGAGGACGACUGCUUCAACGAGCACCUGGACAUGAUGUUCGACCCCGAGGGGCCGCCGCUACAGUGGGACGGGGCGGGCGCCUACGUGCGCGACCGCGUGGAGCUCUACUACCUGGCGCACGCCGGCAGGCCGCUCACAAGGGAACAACUGGUGGAGGCGAUGCAGGGCCGCUGGCCCACGGGGCUGGACGCGGCAGCGGGGGGGCCGGAGAAGUACGGCAGCCGGGCGGCGCGCAUGCGGCGAAUCAACCCCAAGCACACGCUACGCCAGGUGCUAGCCCAGGAGGACCACGUGGUGGCGGGCGUGCCGCUGUUCUUCGUGGUGGCCAAGGGCACGCCCUUCCGCGAGGCAUUCCUGGAGAGCGGGAGAUGAGGGCGGGGGACGGAGGUCAGGUAGAGGGGCCGGGGAGGGGAGAGGCGAAGGGGGCCAGGCGGGAGGAGGGGUGGAGGUACUGCUGUCGUGCAUGGCACGGAGGCGGUGUGGCGCAGGCGGAGGCGGAGGCGGGAUGAGCGGGGGUUGGAACCGGUGAGGUUGACGGGAAAGUUGGAAUGUAAGAAACGUGGGGAGGUUGAGCUUGCGUUGCGGUUGAGCAUGCACGCAGGCCCUCGGCAGCCUACAGAGCUACCCGACAGGAUGCGAGUAAUAGAGUACACAUGGUCGGGUGCUUCCUGGUUCCAGCGCGGCAGUGGGGCGCGUGCAUGACGUAGUACGGUGUCCAUGCAAACACGUUCGAGGUCUGGUCUGUUAACGCAGGACCUGUAACUGCAUGACUGCAUGAGAGAAGCGUGGGGCCCAGUUGAGCGAAAUGACAGAGAUUGGCGGAUGAAGCCGUGUUUUGGGAGGCGUGAGGCUUGCAGCCGUGAUAGAAUGCUUUGCCAUCCCACAUAAGGGCACCUGUAUGACAUGAUGUCCGCAACGGAUAGCUUGUAACACGGAAGCGGG